ACCGCAUUCCGUGAUGUUACAACGACUCACAAUCGCUAUCUUAGCACUCACCGGCAUUGUGUCGGCGAUGGGGCCUGUGGAUACCAUAAGACAGCAUCCAGAGCUUGCGAAGAGGGCACAGUUUGAGACGAGGAAUGAGCCAGAGUCUGAGGUCAAUGAGAGAAGGUCCAAGUCCAAGUACUAUAACAGCAAUACCGCCAGUAUACCUCCUCUCUACCAAUGCUCCUAUCUGACAUUGUCCGUUUAUUCUACUGACAUCCCAUAGAAUACUGGGUCAAUGGCAACAAGAUCCCCGACGUAAAUUUUGAUGUCGGCGAGUCAUAUGCUGGACUAAUGCCCAUUUCGAAAGAUAAGAACGAGACAAGACAGCUUUGGUUUUGGUUCUUUCCUACGACGGGCACGGUUGACGACGAGUUGGUUAUCUGGCUGAAUGGUGGCCCUGGAUGCAGUAGGUGCUUUCUGACUCUUCGAAUAAAUGGAGUUUGGCAGUUGAUAUAGCCGUGAAGGCAGUCUUGAAGGACUUCUACAGGAAAACGGACCCUUCUCCUGGUAAGAGGAGCCCCCGUCCUCUCCCGAUCUGCCUGCACAAGAAGUUGACACGAGCUGGCAACAGGCAGUAUGGAACCUACAAGCCAGUACGUAAUAAGUAUUCUUGGCACAAUCUCACAAACAUGAUUUGGUUAAUCCCCGAAAUUGACCCGCUCCAUUGAAGCAAAACUAAAGAGUAGCAGGAUUGAUCAACCUGUAGGAACAGGCUUCUCCCAAGGUGUCCCCGACGCAACCUCAGAAGAAGACAUUGCAGUGAAAUUCCUGGGCUUUCUCGAGAACUUUAUCAAAACCUUUGGCUUUGAGAAUAAGAAGAUCUAUUUAACCGGAGAAUCAUAUGCAGGCUACUACGUUACGUACAUAUUGGAUGCAAUGUACAACAAGAACGACACAAAACUCUUUGAUCCUCGAGGUCUCAUGAUCUACAACCCUACCCUGAGUGAAUGGGUGGUCCAUGAGCAGAUUCCUAUGGUUCCGUUUGUAGAUUAUUGGGCGCGCCUAUUGGCCUUGAACGAAACUACUAUGGACCGCCUCCAUGACAUGGCCGAUAAGUGCGGGUACACAAGCUACCUGAAUGAGAACAUGCUUUUUCCUCCAAGGGGCCCACUCCCGACCCCCCCACAUAUCUUCACCCCCGAAGAAUGUGACGUCUGGCGUGCUGCUUUACGGUACCCCCACACAUAUAUAUACUUCCUCACCCCGGUAAAUGCGGACAGAGCUAACGGAAUCCCAGGGCCGCCACCUUAGUAAACCCGUGCUUCAACGUCUACCAUAUCACUACAACCUGCCCUAUCCUCUGGGACGUCCUGGGAUACCCAGGAACCAACCAUUUCCUCCCCGAGGGCGCGGAAAUAUACUUCAACCGCACAGAUGUGCAGAAGGCUAUCAAUGCCCCGCAUAUGAACUGGGAGGAGUGCUCCGGUGACCUCGUGUUCCCCAACGGGGACCCGAGCGAUCCCCCCAACUACUCGCUCCUGCCACGCCUCAUUGACAAGCUCGAGAGGACGGUCAUAGGCCACGGGAUUUUGGACUUCAGAUUUCCCAUAAACGGGACCCUGUAAGACGCACACGUCCUAGGGCUGGAGGGAAAGUGCGAGUGCUAAUGAGACGCGAUGCAACACCGGUAGGUUGUCGAUUCAGAAUAUGACAUGGGGCGGGAAACAGGGAUUUCAGACCAAGCCGACGGAACCGUUCAUCGUACCAUACGACAGCCAAGGUAUCAUGGGGGUGGUACACACCGAGAGAAAACUCACGUAUAUUACUCCACACCCAUGCACCGAGUUUACAUCCGGCUGAUGAUCCAUAGAUGGGUGGAAAUCGAAUGGUGCGGCCACAUGGUCCCGCAAUACCAGCCUGGAGUUGCCUACAGACAGUUGGAGUAUCUACUUGGCAGAAUCGAUAAGCUAUGAGCCGGUGGGGUGGUGGAAAAGAGUGCGAAUUGCAAGGGCCCUGAGUGAUCACAAUGUGUCACUCGGCAUUUAACUCAUGGGGGUCGGAUACGGGUUUUGGUUGUACUGUAUCUUACGGAGCUAUGAUAGGAUCCUAUAUUUACCAGGGGCAACUGCCUGCCAUUAAUUUGCUAUAAUAGAUUUCUUUGCUCUAUCCCUAUAUCCUAUCCUCAUCUGACCCAUGCCC
Molecule: messenger RNA, 2181 nt
Organism: Tuber aestivum (summer truffle)
Lineage: Eukaryota; Fungi; Ascomycota; Pezizomycetes; Pezizales; Tuberaceae
Source: the annotation of a GenBank genome assembly